Racocetra fulgida is the source of this 1337-nucleotide messenger RNA. The record is from the annotation of a GenBank genome assembly. Lineage: Eukaryota; Fungi; Glomeromycota; Glomeromycetes; Diversisporales; Gigasporaceae.
GUUGUUUGUAUUUUGAUGUACUGGAUUUAAUUGAAUCAGAUAUGAAUCUUCCAUCGUCGGACAAUACAUCAACAUUACCCUCAGAAUCCACGAGACAUCCACCAGAUGAAACUACUGUAGGUGAUAAUAAUGAACGUCAAGUCGUAGACAAUUCCAAUAAUGAUGCGACAUCUAUCCCGGGCGCUAGCAUUAUAACUGUUGGUCCCGAUGUUAAUAAUAAAAAAGAGGAUGAAAAAUUCUACGGUUCGAAACAUGCUCUUAAUAAAGUUGGUUCUAAUCUUAAAAGCUUUGUUGGAUUUAUAGGGCCUGGCUACACUGAAGUUAUUGGCAGUGCAAUUGCUAUGAAUCUUCUUUUCAAUCUUCCAUUACCAGCCGGGUAUUUACCAAGUUCUGAAAUAUUCACCAAUUCCGAACAAUUAUACAUUGCAAUUGGUAUAAUCGGUGCAACCGUAAUGCCUCAUAAUUUAUAUUUGCACUCUCAUCUGGUCAAAGUAAGAAAAAAUCGUGAAGAAUCCAGAGGAUUCGAUGAAAAAAUUGACGAAACUCCUAAAAAAAUUAAAGUCAAGUCAAUAGUUGAUAGAACUUUGAGAUUGUCUACCAUUGAUUCGUCAGUAGCAUUAGCAAUAUUAAUUGUUUCUGCUGCAAACUUUUUUUAUGGUGAUCCUAAUCGUUCACAAACAAAACCUGCUGAUCUUUUUGAUGCGUACGAUCUUUUGACUUCAUAUUUAGGUAAAGCUGCUGCAACCCUAUUUGCCAUCGGAUUGCUAAUAGCAGGUCAAAGUGCAACACUUACCGCCACAAUGGCUGGUCAGGUAGUGAUGGAAGGAUUUGUAGAAUGGAAAUUAAGACCUUGGGUGAGAAGGUUGAUUACCAGAGGUUUUGCUGUUGUACCUGCUAUGCUUAUUGCGAUUAUUCUAGGUAGAAGUGGUUUAAAUGACCUUUUGGUGGCAAGUCAAGUUGCAUUGAGUAUACAAUUACCAUUCGCCGUAAUUCCUAUGGUUUAUUUUACUAGUUCUAAAAGAUUUAUGCAGGUUAACAUUAGAGUUUUGGAAGAAAGGGUUAUGGCCGAUAAAUUAAACCACCAAGUUGGAAGUUUAUCACAUGACCUCAAUAGUAUAGUUUCUGCGAUUCCACUUACUCCUAAUUCACCAUAUACUCCGACUCAGAUUGUUAGUGUUGCUAAUGAAAAUAAUGUGUCUCAGUCUCCUGAUGACGAUAUCUUAGACUUUUCAAAUCCCAUUUUACUUAUUAUCAUUUCAGUUAUAAUUAGUAUUGUUAUUCUUGGGUUAGAUUUGUUUUUAGUUUAUACCACCAUUAAGGAUGCUAUUGUUGGAUAG